This is a messenger RNA of Dermacentor silvarum, 1895 nucleotides long. RefSeq names its product retinoblastoma-binding protein 5 homolog (gene Rbbp5). NCBI's taxonomy places the organism in Eukaryota, Metazoa, Arthropoda, Arachnida, Ixodida, Ixodidae. The record is from RefSeq and is a predicted model, not a curated record. Gene Ontology annotation, molecular function: protein binding. The transcript has 15 exons. Gene Ontology annotation, cellular component: Set1C/COMPASS complex. Bases 164 to 1720 code for a protein of 518 amino acids.
AAGCCAUGUCAAGUCGGUAACAUGGCGUCGAAGUGAACCAAGUUUUUGAGAGAUUGGUAAAACCUCGCUGUGUUUAUGCUGAUGACAUUGUGGUAGUCUACGUAGAUCUCAAUCUGAAGGCUUAUAAUGUGAAUAUAUGUCAUAAAGCCGUUGCCAACGCAAAAUGAACCUUGAGUUAUUAGAAUCUUUUGGCCAGAACUACCCCGAGGAAUUCGAUGGAGCGCUCGACUGCAUCAGCUUGGCAGUCACGUGUGCUUUCAACAAGCGAGGGACUCUCUUGGCUGUUGGUUGCAAUGAUGGCCGCCUUGUUAUCUGGGACUUCCUAACCCGUGGUAUUGCCAAAAUCGUCAGUGCACACGUGCAUCCAGUCUGCUCGUUAUGCUUCAGUCGAAAUGGCCACAAACUUCUCAGUGCAUCGACAGACAACAGUGUGUGCAUAUGGGAUGUGUUGAGUGGCGAAUGUGACCAAAAGUAUAGGUUCCCAUCUCCGAUAUUAAAGGUUCAAUUUCAUCCAAGAAAUGAUAAAGCAUUUCUUGUUUGCCCAAUUAAGCACGCAGCUGUGCUGGUCAACAUGGAUGGAGCACAUUCCACUAUUCCCCUCGACGAUGAGUCAGAUUUGAACAUUGUCGCUUCAUUUGAUAGAAGAGGAGGCCAUAUCUACACAGGGAAUGCAAAGGGAAAGAUACUUGUGGUGUCAGUCCCGGAUCUAGAUGUGAAGGCAUCAUUUCGAGUCACCACUGGAACAUCCAACACUACGGCAAUCAAAUCAAUUGAAUUUGCCAGACGGGGCGACUGCUUUUUGGUUAACACUGCUGACCGGAUAAUCCGAGUCUACAGUGCAAGUGAAGUCAUGUCUUUUGGCCGAGAUGGGGAGCCAGAUCCACUGCAGAAGUUGCAAGACUUGGUGAACAAAACAAUGUGGAAGAAGUGCUGCUUUUCUGGAGACGGGGAAUACAUUUGUGCUGGUUCUGCCAGGCAGCAUGCACUGUACAUCUGGGAGAAAAGCAUAGGCAACUUGGUCAAGAUCCUGCACGGUACUAAAGGUGAACUGCUUCUAGACGUUGUGUGGCACCCUGUGCGUCCCAUCAUCGCAUCCAUAUCCAGUGGAGUGGUGUCUAUUUGGGCCCAGCCACAAGUGGAGAAUUGGAGUGCAUUUGCUCCUGACUUCAAGGAACUGGACGAGAAUGUGGAGUACGAAGAACGUGAAAGUGAAUUUGAUCUGGAAGAUGAAGAUGCAAGCCCUCCGCAGCACACGGAGAAAGAAGAGGAGGAUGGAGAAGUGGACGUCGAGACAGUCGAACCCAUAGUUGCAUUUUGCAGCAGUGAUGAAGAAGGCGAAGAUCCACGCGCGCUGCUGUACCUGCCUAUAUCACCCGAAAUUGAUGAGCCUGAGGAAGGCUGGGGCCAGCCUCCGGAACCUACCACUGAAGAGGUCGGGACAAAACGACCCAGUUCCCAAGGAGACUCACCCAAGAAGAAGAAACCCAAGACCUACGACAUAGAGCUGAAAGACGCUCCUGUUGGGGAGAUGCACCCGCUGCUGAGCACCAAGGUGAAGGACAAGAGCCAGCAGCCGCGCAAGCCGCGCCAGAAGCCGAGCAAAGCCAGCGCGCAGGGCGGCGGCUACGGCCAGGAGGCCAAGUCGCCCAGGUCAUCCAAGCUGUCCAAACUCAAAGACAUCGACGGAGGCAGCUUCGAAGGCUCCAACUCUCCAGCGUGAUCAUCGGACAUCUCCCCGCGGCCGUGUUUCAUCAUCAUCAUGACAUACCGAACACACCGGCUGCUUGUUACGUGUUUCGCGAAAUUUUACUGGACAUGUUUUUUAGCUUGCGUAUUGUAUUCGUUUUUUUUAAUUACGAAUUCGAUGUCAUAAUAAAAACGUUGCUUUUAACCGA